GGCCAGGUGGGACCAUGGAGGACGAGCAGUACUUCUCCGACAUCUACGGCGGCCGCCUGGGCCUGCAGCGCCGCUACUACUCGCAGUCCUGCCGGGAGUUUUGCGUCGUCUGCCCUCGGCUCUCGCUGCGGUCGCUCACGGCUGUCACCUGUGUCAUCUGGCUGGCGGCCUACGGGCUGUUCGCGCUCUUCGAGAACAGCAUGAUCCUCUCUGCCGCCAUCUUUAUCACCCUCAUAGGCCUGCUUGGUUAUCUCCAUUUUGUGAAGAUUGAUCAGGAGACUCUGUUAAUCAUUGAUUCCCUGGGCAUUCAGAUGACUUCAUCCUAUGCCUCAGGCAAAGAAAGCACCACCUUUAUUGAAAUGGGCCAGGUGAAGGAUAUUGUGAUUAAUGAGGCUAUUUAUAUGCAGAAGGUCAUUUACUACCUCUGCAUUCUAUUGAAGGAUCCAAUGGAGCCCUGUGGUAUAUCCCAGGUAGUGCCUGUCUUCCAGAGUGCCAAGCCCCGGCUGAACUGCUUGAUUGAAGUGUACAGGAGCUGCCAGGAGAUCCUGGCAAACCAGAAAGACACAUCCACAACUUCCUGAGUCCCAGCGUACAAAAAAAGGCCAGUAUUAUCUUCCACGGGAAAUGACUCCUGAGCCACGGAGGCUGGCUUAUUUCCAGUACACUAAACCAUCAGUUGGACACAGUUCUAAGGAGCAGGUUGGAUGGACGCAGUGAAUCUCAGAGCCAUAGAGCAGGUGACUGGAAACCUAGCUCCUUGUGUGAUGCAGAACUAAGUAUUUGUUUAGUCUAGUGUUGUCCUUGUAAGCUUUUGCUUACGUUAUUGACUGAGGGGAGACCUUAAGAAACUACGUCAAAAUAAAUGUCGACACAGCACUUUGUGAAAUUCCUAAAUACAUUCAAGUUUACUACUGAAAUUUGUGGAGCCAGAAGUUGGGAAACCACUAUCCAAGAUCCUGAGAAC
This is a messenger RNA of Suncus etruscus (white-toothed pygmy shrew), 964 nucleotides long. RefSeq names its product phosphatidylinositol glycan anchor biosynthesis class H (gene PIGH). Gene Ontology annotation, cellular component: glycosylphosphatidylinositol-N-acetylglucosaminyltransferase (GPI-GnT) complex. Gene Ontology annotation, biological process: GPI anchor biosynthetic process. The transcript has 4 exons. The record is from RefSeq and is a predicted model, not a curated record. Bases 15 to 581 code for a protein of 188 amino acids. Lineage: Eukaryota; Metazoa; Chordata; Mammalia; Eulipotyphla; Soricidae.